This is a messenger RNA of Scutellospora calospora, 1383 nucleotides long. The record is from the annotation of a GenBank genome assembly. NCBI's taxonomy places the organism in Eukaryota, Fungi, Glomeromycota, Glomeromycetes, Diversisporales, Gigasporaceae.
AUGUCACUUGAUUCCAGCUUUAUUAGACGUUCGAGUAUAUAUACACCACCAACACAAAAAAAGUCUUUUACAAAACCAUCGCAAAUAAUGAUCCGUGAAAAUAAUCCUUUAUUCAAAGAAUGGAUCGAAGAUCUGACUGACUAUUCUUUUCACUCAUCCAAUAUAACUUCCAUAACACCUUCAUCCCCUCCUCAAUCACCUAGUGAGUUAUUAAUAGCUACCGCAUUUGCAAAUUCUCUAUAUGAUAACCAAACUUCAAAUGUGGAUACUUUGAUGCCUCAAAUACAUUUAUUACAAUCUUCAAAUAGUGGUGUGAGUCGUGGUGACCUUACUCCUCAACUUAGUACUGAUGUUGCUUCACGAUCAACCUCUAUUGAAUCUUCGAUUUCAAAUACUCUUCAUCCUUCAAAGUCCACUCCCCCUCAAUUUAUCUUUAAAAAACCUUCUCAAAAAAAAUCUAGCCUAUUUGGUGAUUUAAAACGUGUAUUUAAAACUCCUUCAAGAUCAAAUUCUCAAAAAUCUUUUUCAACACAUAAAAAUGUUCAAAUAUCAAAACAUGGCAAAUGGGGUAAACAUUUGGGUUCUGGUGUUGGCGGCUCUGUACGAUUAUUUCAUCGUUCAUCCGAUAACAAAGAAUUUGCCAUAAAACAAUUUAGAAUGCGUUAUAAUUACGAAUCAGAAAAAUCUUAUCGUAAAAAAAUUUUAGCUGAGUUUUGUAUCGGUUCAACUCUUCAACACGAAAAUAUAAUUAAAACUUUAGAUAUUAUACAAGAAAAUGAUCGGUUAUACGAAUUAAUGGAAUAUGCUCCUUAUGAUUUAUUUGAAACUGUUAUGAGCAGAAAGAUGUGUGAACAUGAGAUAGCUUGUUGUUUUAAACAAUUAGUAAAUGGUGUAAAUUAUUUACAUGAAAUGGGAAUUGCUCAUAGAGAUUUAAAGUUGGAUAAUUGUAUGUUGGAUAAAUCAGGAAUUCUAAAACUUAUCGAUUUUGGUUGUUCUACUGUCUUUAAAAAUCCUUUUGAUAAUAAAAUCAUAUUUUCUAAAGAAUCCUAUAAUCGAACUCCCUACGAUGCUCGAUUAGCUGACAUCUGGUCAAUCGGAAUAAUAUUCAUUUGUAUGCAUAUGGGUAGAUUUCCUUGGAUGAUUGCGAAAUCAUCUGAAUCUUCCUUUAGAGCAUUUCUUUCGAAUCCUGAUAAAUUAUUUAAAAGAAUUCCAGAAAAUUCAAGACCAUUAAUCAAAAAAAUGCUUCAAGUAAAUGUAGAAGAAAGAGCUACUAUGAAAGACAUUUUUGAAGAUGAAUGGUUUAGAGGAAUUGAAGUUUGUACUAGUCAUGAACAAUCAAAAGGACAUGUACAUCAUUUGUUAGAAGGACGUGAAACUGAAUAG